This is a messenger RNA of Drosophila pseudoobscura, 779 nucleotides long. RefSeq lists its product as uncharacterized. Lineage: Eukaryota; Metazoa; Arthropoda; Insecta; Diptera; Drosophilidae. Bases 98 to 685 code for a protein of 195 amino acids. The record is from RefSeq and is a predicted model, not a curated record. The transcript has 3 exons.
GGGAGUAUUUCCCAUCUAUCCCCGGGUCAAAAAUUAACUAAAACUCCUGCUCCGUUUCCGGGAAUCUGGAUCUGAUCUCUGGUGGAGAGUACAAUUGAUGCCCAAGAUUGAAUGGAACACAAACGAGCUAAAUAAGCAACCCCUAACCGACCGCAGCCCUCCUAUGUGCUAUGUCAAUAGGAAGAUGAGAACCGUUCAGGUAGUACUCGUAAAGUUCCUGCUGUCGCCUCUGCUGAUUCUGGCAGGUGUACAGACAUCGGAAUUCCGCGAUGCCAUGAAGAAAAUGGACAAAAACAUGAAGAUAGCCAUCCAAAUGGGAAACGAGUUGGAGAGAUAUUUUGACCAGGCGACGGGAAGUCCUGGCCAGAAGGUGUUCAACAUCAAGCCGGCCAAGAACGCCUUAAUCCGCUUCAGUUACUCCAAGCCACAAGGCCACCAGGACUCGGAAAGCACCAAUGGCAAGCGGCGCCCGUCAGUAUCCGCCAGCAGCGCCACUAGCAAGCGACGCCAGCAGCCAAAGUACUUCCUGAACUUUAACUUUAAAAACCAUCGAAGGUCUAAGACGGAUGUGGAUCAGCCGUCGACCACCGUUCAGCCAAGGACGGGGCGGGCUCGUCAGAACAGACUUCGCAACGGAAUGCCCAAUCCCUUCAAGUAUUUUCCACUUAAGGGCGAAAAUAUCUAGCAGUGACUAUCAUUUUUAUUUACAAACCAAAAUAUUUACUCGCUGAUAAGAAAAUAUUUGAUCAAUCGAUUAUACCCCGUCCAAAAAAUCCCAA